AUGACUACAUUAUCUGCUUCCACAACUCCCGAGACACCUCACUCGGCCAUAAACUCAAUGCCUUCUCAACACAUCCCACAACGUAAAAAGAAGGCUACCAGAGCCUGCAUCCAUUGUCAAAAAGCUCAUCUCACAUGUGAUGACUCUCGACCAUGCCAGCGUUGCAUAAAGAGAGAUUUGGCAUCAACUUGUGCAGACGGAGCACGCAAAAAAGCAAAAUAUCUACAAGAUGCUGAAGUGGAAGUGGAAGUGGUAGUGGUAGUGGUAGUGGCAGUGGUAGAACAUAACAAUACAGGUUCCUGA
Molecule: messenger RNA, 303 nt
Organism: Phycomyces blakesleeanus NRRL 1555(-)
Lineage: Eukaryota; Fungi; Mucoromycota; Mucoromycetes; Mucorales; Phycomycetaceae
Product: Zn(2)-C6 fungal-specific transcription factor
Exons: 4
Coding region: 1-303 (100 amino acids)
Biological process (GO): regulation of DNA-templated transcription; cellular response to starvation
Cellular component (GO): nucleus
Molecular function (GO): zinc ion binding; RNA polymerase II transcription regulatory region sequence-specific DNA binding; DNA-binding transcription factor activity, RNA polymerase II-specific
Source: RefSeq, a predicted model, not a curated record